UUAGCAUGCUGUUAGCAUGUUAGCACGCUGUUAGCAUCGUGUUAGCCUGUUAGCAUGGCGCUGCCGUUAGCACCAGCAUGUCUCCGGUAGCUCUCCGCUCAGAGGUAGCAGCUGCUGUGUUCUGUAGAGAGUGAACCUUCAACAGUUCCGUCAUGUUGUCAUCUGUCUGGAGCUUUGUUAAACGACACAAAAGGAAGUUUAUCUUCACCGGAGCUCUGACUGCAGGAGUGUACAUCCUGGGUAAAUAUGCCCAGAAGAAGAUCAGGGACAUCCAGGAGAGGGAGGCGACCGAGUACAUCGCUCAGGCCAGACGACAGUUCCACUUUGAGAGCAACCAGAGGACGUGCAACAUGACCGUGCUGUCCAUGCUGCCUCCACUGAGAGAAGCCAUCGCCUGUCAACUCAACUCAGAAAGCCUCACCGCACUCCUCAAGGCCAAACCGGCCAACAAGCUGGAAAUCUGGGAGGAUUUAAAGAUCAUCAGUUUCACCCGCACCAUCGUGGCGGUGUACAGCACCUGCAUGCUGGUGGUUCUACUGAGAGUCCAGCUGAACAUCAUCGGAGGAUACCUGUACCUGGACAACUCUGUGGGCAAGAACACCAUGACUCCUCUGGCUCCCCCGGACGUCCAGCAGCAGUACCUGUCCAGUAUCCAACAUCUCCUGGGAGACGGUUUGACAGAGUUGAUGAUGGUAGUGAAGAAAGCCGUACAGAACUCUCUGGGAGGCGUGUCCCUGAAGCAGAGUCUGUCUCUGCUGGAGCUGGAGCAGCAGCUGAGCUGGAUCAGGGCGGAGGUGGAGGCCGGCUCUGAGCGGACGAUGUCCUGGUACAUGCUGGCUGAUGACGAGAACGCGCUCGCUGACCAGGCAUGUGGGCUGACUGAAAACGAUGUUGUGACCAUCAGACUGUUGAACGAGACCAGAGACAUGCUGGACAGUCCAGACUUCACCACCGUCCUGAACGCCAGUUUCAACCGCGGUUUCUCUCGUCUUCUUGACAACCUGGCCGAGUUCUUCCGCCCGCCUCCCUGUGACUCCGCCCCCAGCUCUGCACCCGAUAGUCUGUCUGCAGUCAGUCUGCCGCUGGCGAAGAUCAUCCCCAUCGUCAACGGUCAGAUCAACACCAUCUGCAGCGAGACUCCCAGCCACUUCGUCCAGGAACUGCUGAUGAACGACCAGGUGAAGGAGUUUGCGGCCAACGUCUACGAGACCUUCAGUGCACCUCAGGAGCUGCAGAAAUAAUCAACCGAGCAUGAAGAGGAAGAGGAGGAGGAAGAGGAGGAAUCGAGAGGGAUGAAAACAGAAAUGAUUGAAGCCCUGGACUGUUCAUCCUUCCUCUCUGUGAGACACUCUUCUCCUCCACAUCCUGCAGACUUGAGUCUCUGUGACGAUGAACAUUCAUGACAGAAAUAUCCACGGCGACGCAGCAGUGGAAGCAUCGGUGUGCUUCCUGUGAACGGCGCCGUUAUGGAUAUUCAACUGGUGCAGGAAGACUUGCACCGGGGUUGUAGUCACAGCAGAGCCUGUGGUUAACCCUCGGACCACUGCAUCUUGGGAAAUGGAGUCUUAUUUAACCUGUUAGUGUGGUUUUAAUUACCCCGAGAGGAGGGGAACACACACUGAGACUACGUGGUGAAGGAUCGGUCACUACUGUUCUCCACUUUAUCAAACAAGAAGAAACAUCGUCAGUUUAUUACAUUAAUAUUACAGAUUUUAGGAUGAUGUUCUAUCAGCAGAGGUGAGUGUUUUAUGUCUGUUCUCGUUUCCAGCUGUUCGGUCGGCAUCUUGGCUCUUUGUUUUGAUAUCAGAAGAGUUUUCCUUUAUUCCUUUUCUUGUUUCUUUUUCACAACCUAACCUGGUGUUAGAGGGAUGUGAUGGACCGACGAGGGCUGAUCCGUAUAUGAUGGUGAUCUUCUAAUAUUUAGGGUUUUAAAUUUGACCGUUUUUUCUUGUCCUGGUGGAGAAAAUCUGCAGCAGCUUGGAGGUAAUUUGGAAAUAUUACAGCCUUUAAAAAAAAAAGAUUAUCAAAGAGUGAGAAGAUGAUCAAAAUGUCGUAGUGGAAUUGAUUUAUUCCUAAUUAACGGGGCGGGAUGUAAGAAUGAGAAAUAGCUUGUUAACAGUGACACCUGUGACGUUAAGUCAACGACAGUAACGACAGUCAGCGUCCUGUUGCUUGCCCUGAUGUAUUUGUGCUUCCGUGGAGUCUGCGUUGUGGUGGCAGCUGGUCGUUUGUUGGCGUCAGCGGACUCCUUUUCUUACCAAAUGUUAGCUGUGGUUGCACGCUGUUAGCCCUGUAGCUGGAGCUGAAAAUAAAGGCACUCGCGAGCGUGCACGACAUCACAUCCGUUGGAUUUUGCCGGAAAAAACGUGCCACAUUCUUCACAUUAAAAUCAUUCUACAGGCUGAGAGAGGAAACCCAGAACGUUGUGGAAGGUCUCAUUGUUUCGGUUACUUUACAACCUGUUCACACAGUAAAUACAGUCCCUUUAAAUAUGAUGUCAAAACAGCAUCUUAUCAGAUGUGGAUGACUUUCAGUGGUCAAUAAAACACCUUUAUUAACAGACUCACAUCAGUCCGACUGCAGUUAUGUGUACUUGCUGUUUCAAGUUUCAAGUUUCAAGUUUAUUUGUCAUAUGCAUUUAAAAGUACAGUGUUUCUGUUUAAAUGCAAUGAAAUGCAUUUCACCCUGGCUCUCUCUCAGCCCUUAAAAUCUAUAAAUAGUACAGUUGAUAAAUACUACAAUAAAUAAGACAAUACCUAAGAAUAAAAUUAUAAAACAACCUAAAGACAAACACGCAGCAGUUCAUCUCUUUUGGUGCAAAGAAUACGACCUGCAGGCUUUUAAAUGUUCUGAUUUCAGUCAGACUGUCCUCAACCAAAGGAGGACUAACUGAUUAGUUGAUUUAAUUGACAGAGUUUAAAUCUGGUGUUGACCAGAGAUGUGCUCAGAAGUUUUUUAUGGAAAUAUUCAGCAUGAAAAAAGCAUUAAAAAUCGACUGAUGAAAUCUCAGCCAGGCCGAUUAGUCGACUAAGAGUGAAGCAGCCUUUUGAUUCAGUCUAUAAAUCGGUGUUUUGGAGCGUGUCCUGCAGCGUCUGAUUCCUAUUUUUCCGAUGUAGUUCCCUUUUUUAUCCAGAAGGUGUCGCUGUUCUUCAGCUGAUGUGAGAAUCUGUCUGCAUCGUCCUCCUCUGUCUUUACAUGAAGGGCUUCAUUACAAAAAUGUUCUCUCCUGUUUUUGAGUUCAGUUAAAUGUUCUAUCCUGGACAGGGUGGGUAUUACAUCCUUGUUUGCAUCCUAAAAUAGCCAAAGUUUCACUUUAAUAGCCACAAUCUGUUUGGUAUUUGUCUCAUUAAUGAGCCGAUAUAGACAUAUUCCUCCUGUUUCUUUCUGUUUCACACUGACUGUAUGGGACUACUGGCAACGCUGAACUGAUUUCAGAGCGUUCUGAGUGUAAAUUAUAAGACUGUUAUCCAAAGCCAAGAAAGGAAACCCAGUGGUUCUCAGUGCUGCAUGUUUCCCAACUCUUCCCAGGUGAGAUUAGCUCCUCAGAUCAGGUGAGUUCAGCUCAACGAGAACUCGUUAACGCACCUGAACUCAUCAUGUUCUACUAGCAGAGGAGGGAAAUACGCAGCACUUCAUACACUACUAUAUGAAUUUACAGGUUCUUUACAUCAUCUAGAUCGCUGGAAUAUGAUUAUUUUCAUUGUCAACUAAUCUGUUGAUUAUUUUCUCCAUUAAUCGAUUAGUUGUUUGGUCUGUAAGAUUGUGAAAAAUAUCGAUCAGUGUUUCUUAAAGCUCAAGACGACGUCCUCAAACGUCUUGUUUUGUCCACAACUCAAAGAUAUUCAGUUUCCUGUCACAGAGGAGGAAAGAAACCAGAAGAUAUUCACAUUUAAGAAGCUGCAAUCGAAGACUUUUUUUUUCUUAAGAAAUAACUAAAAUAGUUGGUGAAUAAUUUAAUAGUUUACGACUAAUGAAUCUCCCCUUCAGAGCAUUACCUUAUCACUCCUAUUGUCUUUGAUUAGUGCCACACAGGCGGCUACACAUGGAGGUAAUGGGAAGAUGAUUAUUUUUACAUAACAAAAUGAUAAGAAUUAUUAUUCUAUAUGUUUUAUACAGCCCAUAUUAGAUCUGGUUUGGUUCAGUUCUGAUGCUAAAAUCUGCUGAUUGGUCCUAUAAGAGCAGUAAAGUAAAGUAAGUAUGCAUGCGGAGGCUGGUUGGUGGGAUUCACCAGAAACAGUCUCAGCGUGCCACCAGGUGUUGCACGAUUACCUGUCAGAUUCCUGUUAGUUAGUUUCCCUCUUGAGGAGAAGAGAUCAGUUCAGCUGAUUCAUUCCAACUGAUUCCUUCAUGAUAAUAAUAAACAGGUGAGAAUGUAAAUCUGCGUCUGUAAUCAACGAUUCGUUAUUACGCCUUUUGGAGCAUAAAGAACAUCCUGAAUGACAGAUGAAAUGUACGCUUGUAGCAGUUUAUUGAAGAGAUAAUAAAAGUAAAAUGUGAUUUAAUA
This is a messenger RNA of Sebastes umbrosus (honeycomb rockfish), 4504 nucleotides long. It is a transcript of the gene pex3, whose product is annotated as peroxisomal biogenesis factor 3. Gene Ontology annotation, cellular component: peroxisomal membrane. Gene Ontology annotation, biological process: protein import into peroxisome membrane. The coding region runs from base 153 to 1241 and encodes 362 amino acids. The transcript has 12 exons. The record is from RefSeq and is a predicted model, not a curated record. Gene Ontology annotation, molecular function: protein-macromolecule adaptor activity. Lineage: Eukaryota; Metazoa; Chordata; Actinopteri; Perciformes; Sebastidae.